CCAGCCUAGAGAUUGAACCCCAGGACCUUUUGCAUGCAAAGCAGUUGCUCAGCCACUGAGCAGCAGCUCUUUCCCUCGUUAAUGUCUGUGUUUCAAACUAAGCUCUUUGAAUCAGAAAGUUCCACAUAUACCUACUUACUGGCAGAUUUGAAGACCAAGGAGGCGGUUCUGAUAGACCCAGUUCUGGAGACAGCCAGGAGGGAUUCGACCCUGGUGAAGCAGCUUGGUCUGAAUUUGGUAUAUGCAGUCAACACUCACUGCCAUGCAGACCACAUCACAGGCACCGGAUUGCUGAAGAAGCUUCUCCCAGGCUGCCGAAGUGUCAUCUCCAAACAUAGUGGCGCCUCUGCUGACCUCUUAAUCCAGGAAGGGCACACCCUCAAAUUUGGGGAUUUUGCCCUGGAAGCUCGUUCCACCCCUGGGCACACAGACGGAUGCCUGACGUAUGUGCUGAAUGACAAAGGCAUGGCUUUCACUGGCGAUGCCUUGCUGAUCCGGGGUUGUGGACGGACAGACUUCCAGCAAGGCAACCCAGAGACCCUGUAUCAGUCAGUCCACGAAAAAAUCUUCACACUCCCUGGCCACUGCCUAAUCUACCCUGCCCAUGACUAUACCGGUAAGUCGGGGUCUCAGAUUUGCUGCUGGGGGGCGGGCAGCACUGUGGUACAACGGGCACUGGAUGACAAUGCAUGUUCUCACUCAGUUCCUCAUUUUCCUUAAAUAUCUCUGUUGCGAUCAACACCAUGCCUUCUGGUUCUCUUGGAGACCAAUAGAUUUACUGUGCUAGAAACUGGAGACCCCCUUCAACAGAUGCACAAAGUGUUGUGUUGUUUUUGUUGAAUGAAAUUUUAUCAACCACUUCAUAUCCCCCAAAAAGCGAUGUGCGAGGAUUUAAAACAUCAGUAUGCAACUGAGCAGUAUACAGAUAGAAAGGAAGGCAGAUUGUUCUACGGUUCACAGUGUGCAUGGCUGGAAUCAACUCAUAGGAAGGCUUCUUUAAAUAAACGUCUCCAGACUAAGGACUGCUUCACUAGUGUGUUUCGUACAUGAGAGUGAAGCAGCACUCAGCAGAACUGAACCCUCCUCUCUUCAGUGCAGUCGGAAGUGAGGGUGGGCCAUAUGCUUAUUUAGGGUUAACUGUAUGCUUAAUUAGGGUUUUAAAAGAACCCUAUUUAAACAUUAACCCCACACCCUGACUUGAUUUGGGCUCAGGUUGAUCUGGGUGUUUCUCAGAUCGGGGCGGGGUGUGCACACCUGACACACACAAACACAGAGAGAGAGAGAGAAUGAAUAUACACAUUAGGGCUUCAACUUUUUUACAACCUCAUGUUCCUGUUGUGUAGUUAGAUGAACCUUUGGUUAAAAACAAAAAGAAUGAACUUUCAUUUCCAAAUCUUUUGAAAACAGGUCUUCCCGAAAUAAAUGUCAAUUUUUUGCAUAUGUAACUAUAAUGUGUCAUGUAAUAUGCAUAGCAUUUAUUAUAAUACAGGAAAAAUAGAGCUUGCAAAUUACUUGUACAACGUUUUGUACAUUGUACAAUGCACAUCACUUCUUAUUGGCUGUCAUAAAUCGAGAUUGUGGUUUGUCUUUCCUUUUGCUGCAGGCACCAUAAAGUUCAUCCCUUUAUGAUGCAGGAAAUCAUUGGGGGGGGUUGAGGG
Messenger RNA from Podarcis muralis (Common wall lizard), 1658 nucleotides. NCBI's taxonomy places the organism in Eukaryota, Metazoa, Chordata, Lepidosauria, Squamata, Lacertidae. The record is from RefSeq and is a predicted model, not a curated record.